Tetrahymena thermophila SB210 is the source of this 1521-nucleotide messenger RNA. Its product is annotated as AMP-binding enzyme family protein. The record is from RefSeq and is a predicted model, not a curated record. The transcript has a single exon. Lineage: Eukaryota; Ciliophora; Oligohymenophorea; Hymenostomatida; Tetrahymenidae.
AUGAGUUUACUAAAAUAUGAUUUGUUUUCUUCUAAAUUCUAUAUGAAUGUUGGAGGGCAACAAAUUAGGAAAGGUACUAUUUUCGGAUUAACGUUAUCGAUAUUAAUUGUUGGAUUAGCAACUUCUUAUUUUAUUUACAUUCUUGAACAAUACUUCACAAAUGGAAUAGAACCUAAUUAUAGAGAGUAAAGCUUCAUAUCUUAAGGAUAAAUUAAUAUAACUCUUGAUAAUAGCUUAUUUGGAUUUAGGUUUGAGUAUGAUGUCAAUAAAAGCAUCUAGCUAUUGGAAAAAUAAUAAAAUAAGACAUAUUUGGUUUUCAUCGCUCUCUUCUUUUACAACGAUAAUGAUUUCUAUUAAAAUAUUUAACUUGACAUAAACGAGUGCACAGAUGAAAAUCUCAAAGGAUAUUAUUGCUUGGAUUACAGUAAAGUUGCUAACUAUUCUCUAACACUGAGUACAAUAGAUAAUAUUUAGUCAUAAAUUCAAGUGUUUACUUAUGGAUGCUUAGACUUAGAUAAAUUAAAGACUACUAUUCCAGAUAAUUGCGCUAGCUAAACUGAUAUUGAUUAAAUAGUAAACGGAUUAAAUGCAGGUUAGAGACUGAAGCUAUUAACUUCUUAGUAUAAUGUAACAUCUGAAUUGAGAUAGAUUAAUUUUAGAAACUCAUUUAUAUAUACUACUGCUGAUUAAUAUAUAUUAAGUACUUUUAAAACAUAAAAGCAAAUAACUUAAAUUAAAUAAGGUUACUUUGUUUAAUCUUAAACUAGCUUUUCUUCUCCAAUUUAAUACGAUUUAUAAAACUAAGUCCUAGAUAGGCAAUACGCUUUGAAAUAAGUUGGAGAAGGACCUUAUUUGUAAAUUAGCAUUACGAUGGACGAAAUUGUAUAAUAAAUUCAAGUUUAGUACUCAACACUACCUUAGGUAUUAGCUUAAGUUAAUAGCACAAUCGCUGCAUUGAUGCUUGUAGGAAUUUUAGGAAAGAAAUUUUCAUAGAGCUCUUUGAGAAAUGAUUUUUUCUUGAUUUUAUUGAAAAAUGUAUUUUAAGAAAAAUAUUUUGAAAUGCUUAAAAUAAAUAAGUUUCUUGAAAAAAGAGAUUUAGAUGAGCAAAACUUGGUUUACUAAAAAAACUUAUCGCAACAACAAAUUGAAGAGAACUUGGAGAGACUUGAAAAGAACGAAAACACCACUAUCUUAAUUCCAACUAACAAUUACAAAUUCAAGCAAGAAUUUCAGAAAAAAGCUAAUGAUGAAGUUAGUAACACAUAUUUAUAUGAUGCCUGUUAAGAUGAAGGAAAGCAGAUAGACACAACUUUUACUGUAUAGAAAAAAAUUGACUACCAACAAAUUGAAGUAAGUUAAAAAGAAAUAUUUUCAGAUAAAAAAUCAACUACAGACUAAAUUGGGUUAAAUAAGGAAGAUAGCAUUAAAUAUUUAAACGAAAAAUGUAAUUUAAGUGUUGAUGAUUAAACUAGGUCUGUAAACGGAAGUAUGAAUUUAAGAAAUAAAAACCGAAAUGUAUGA